Molecule: messenger RNA, 1346 nt
Organism: Bombina bombina (fire-bellied toad)
Lineage: Eukaryota; Metazoa; Chordata; Amphibia; Anura; Bombinatoridae
Product: transmembrane protein 272
Exons: 5
Coding region: 165-710 (181 amino acids)
Source: RefSeq, a predicted model, not a curated record
GCAAGUUUGACGAGAAGGUGAUUGUUUUCUGAAAGGCCUCAUUUAUUUAUUUUUGUGAUGCAGCUGAAGAUAAAUCUAGACCACCUCCUUUAACAAAUUAAGAGGUUCUAAACUAGAUGCUUUAGGCUCUGUAUUCCUGUUGAGGAGGUGCCACUAUUGAUGACAUGGAUGAAGCUGAAAGUCCUUACACCCCACUCCUGAGGGUGAUACAGGAACCUUACUUGCCGAUGCCCAUAUCAGUGACAUUGAAGUCUAUCUUAACGGUGAUAAACAUUGUCAAUAUUGUGAUUGGUGCAGUUUAUAUAGGACAGUGUACUGGUCAGCCCCUGAUCCCUUAUUAUCUAAUUAUUUGGGGCUCUGGGUCCCUAUUGCUUCUCUGUCUCACUUGCCUACCCUGUGGUGAUGGAAGGGAGCCUCCACGGACCAGCCUUGCCACUCUGUGCGCACAAGGAUUGCUGCUGCUAUGCCUUUUUUCCUUCUUUAUCGCUGGAAAUGUGUGGAUAUAUUCCCUCUUCCCCGAGCCUUGGAACAUCCCAUCAACCAGCAAGUGGUGUCACCGAGUCCUCUACCUAUAUGCCUUCUGGAUCACUACUGUUUGUCACAUAUGUAUUGCAAUCAUGUUAUUCAGCAUUCUGUGCAUAUUCAUCUGUUUCUGUAUCCUGAAGGCUUCAUUGCCCUUUGGCUCUCGUAGAGAUAGAUGGCCCAACUAAUGAUUUAAACUGUCCUUGUUCCAUGAGACUAAUGUCACAAUACAAUCAAUGUUUAAAGGGACACUGAACCCCAUUUUUUUCUUUUGUAAUUCAGAAAGAGCAUGCAAUUUUAAGCAACUUUCUAAUUUACUCCUAUUAUCAAUUUUUCUUCGUUCUCUUGCUAUCAUUAUUUGAAAAAAAAAGGCAUCUAAGCUUUUUUUUUUGGUUUCAGUACUCUGGACAGCACUUUUUUAUUGGUGGAUGAAUUUAUCCACCAAUCAGUAAGGACAACCCAGGUUGUUCAACAAAAAUGGGCCCGCAUCUAAACUUACAUUCUUGCAUUUCAAAUAAAGAUACCAAGAGAAUGAAGAAAAUUUGAUAAUAGGAAUAAAUUAGAAUUUUGCUUAAAAUUUCAUGCUCAAUCUGAAUCAUGAAAUAAAAUUUUUGGGUACAGUGUCCCUUUAAGUAUCUUUUUGCUCUUGCAUUAAAGAGAAAAUAGCAUCCGUGUUUAGCAUUGGGUUUCAAAGAUCUCUUAUGUCUGAUUUGUCUGCACCAGCUUCCAUAAAAAUCAACCUUAAAGGGACACUAAACCCAAAUUUUUUAUUUAAUGAUUCAGAUAGAGCAUGCAAUUUUAAGCAACUUUCUAAUUUACUCCUA